ACAUUCUCAACCAACACAAAAACUCUUGAAAACUAGUUAGUUUGUGGAGAACACAGAAAUAGUUAACAGGAGCCAUGGCAGCCUCACUUCAAGCAGCUGCAACUCUCAUGCAACCUACAAAAUUGCGUGGCAACACUUUGCAGCUUAAGUCUAACCAAUCUGUUUCUAAGGCCUUUGGUUUGGAACACUAUGGAGCUAAGGUUACUUGUUCCCUUCAGUCUGAUUUCAAGGAGUUGGCUAACAAGUGUGUUGAAGCUUCUAAGAUUGCAGGAUUUGCUCUUGCCACUUCUGCUCUUGUUGUCUCUGGAGCAAGUGCAGAAGGUGCUCCAAAGAGGCUAACUUUCGACGAAAUCCAAAGCAAAACAUACUUGGAAGUCAAGGGAACAGGAACUGCAAACCAGUGUCCAACCAUUGAUGGAGGAGUAGACUCAUUCGCCUUCAAGGCAGGAAAGUACAAUGCCAAGAAAUUCUGCCUUGAACCAACUUCAUUCACAGUAAAAUCAGAAGGCGUAACCAAAAACACCCCGCUCGCCUUCCAAAACACCAAGCUCAUGACACGUUUAACCUACACGCUCGACGAGAUUGAAGGACCUUUCGAGGUGUCAUCAGACGGGACUGUCAAGUUCGAGGAGAAAGACGGAAUUGAUUACGCUGCAGUCACUGUUCAGCUUCCUGGAGGCGAGCGUGUCCCGUUCCUUUUCACCAUCAAGCAGUUGGUAGCAUCAGGGAAACCUGAUAGCUUCAGCGGUGAGUAUUUGGUGCCAUCAUACAGAGGAAGUUCUUUCUUGGACCCAAAGGGAAGAGGUGCAUCGACCGGUUAUGACAACGCGGUUGCAUUGCCAGCUGGUGGAAGAGGUGAUGAAGAAGAACUUGGAAAGGAAAACAACAAGAGUGCUGCAUCAUCAAAAGGGAAAAUCACAUUGAGUGUUACUCAGACUAAGCCUGAGACUGGUGAGAUUAUUGGUGUGUUUGAGAGUAUUCAGCCAUCUGAUACUGAUUUGGGAGCAAAAGCUCCCAAGGAUGUUAAGAUCCAAGGUGUUUGGUAUGCUCAGCUUGAAUCAUAGAUAGCUUCUUUGUUAUGGUUUGUUUUGUUGUAAACUUCAAGAUAUUGAUGCAUUAUCCUUUGACUAAACAAUUUCCAAGAGCUGAGAGGAUUAUCAUGUUUAUAUAUUAUAUCGAUGUUCAAUUACAAUAUGCUUAUAAUGUCGAGCUUAAUUGAAUUUCUAUGGUAUUUUGUUGUUGAAA
This is a messenger RNA of Vicia villosa (hairy vetch), 1245 nucleotides long. RefSeq names its product oxygen-evolving enhancer protein 1, chloroplastic-like. Gene Ontology annotation, cellular component: photosystem II oxygen evolving complex. The record is from RefSeq and is a predicted model, not a curated record. Gene Ontology annotation, molecular function: oxygen evolving activity. The transcript is spliced from 2 exons. NCBI's taxonomy places the organism in Eukaryota, Viridiplantae, Streptophyta, Magnoliopsida, Fabales, Fabaceae. Bases 75 to 1064 code for a protein of 329 amino acids. Gene Ontology annotation, biological process: photosystem II stabilization; photosystem II assembly.